This is a messenger RNA of Pollicipes pollicipes, 443 nucleotides long. RefSeq lists its product as uncharacterized. The coding region runs from base 108 to 443 and encodes 111 amino acids. Lineage: Eukaryota; Metazoa; Arthropoda; Thecostraca; Pollicipedomorpha; Pollicipedidae. The record is from RefSeq and is a predicted model, not a curated record. The transcript has 3 exons.
UUGAUCGAUCGGGUCCCCGGGCACAGUUUGCCGUGCUUGGGCUCGAGGAGGGUGGGAAAGUGGUGAGAGCGCGUGUUGCGCACAAGCCCACUUCACAUACUGCCGCAAUGGCUGCUAUGGCCAGGAUGUUCUUGGCCUCGGUGUCGAUCUUCUCGUGCUUUGGAGGUGGACGUCUGGAAGACCUGCUUAUAGCGCAAGGGUCCCGGCUGAGCUACGUGAGCCUGUGCUCGUCGCGGCAGCUGAGCUUCAACACGUCAGCGCUGCACCAGGUGUCGAGCAUGGUGCUGGACGCGGCGCGGGGGCGCGUCUUCCUCGGCGACAGCGCCGCUGACGGCACGGCGCGCCUCUUCACGCUCCGGAUGGAGGCCGGCGCCCGGCCCGAGCCCGUCAGCUUCGCCGGGCGCUCGGCUGACUCCGACAACCUGACCAGGGUACUCGGCUGA